GUUGAUCAGUGUGGUGCUCAGUCCCAGCCCUCUCAGCCGCCAUGGCCCGUGUGUUGUUGUUGCCGGUGGCGGCGUGCGCCCUGGCGCUCUUGGUGUGCUCGGUGCAUGGCAAGGACCUCCGGAGGGACCUCGACGAUGCCGCCACCGGCGCAGUUCCGGUGCCGAAGUUCGGCGCCCUCGCGGUCGCCGUCGGCGACGACUUGGAGACGGCCGCGACUCACCACGGGCACUCGAAGGUGGUUGGUGGUGGCGAGAAGCACGUGGAGGAGCACCACAAGAAGGCCGGCCACAAGUCCGAGAAGGGCGCCAAGAAGAAGAGCUUCGUCGACAAGGCGGAGCAGGGCAAGGCGGGCUCGGAUCACCACCAGUCCGACUACAAGAAGUCCAACGGCCACAAGAAGAAGCACCACGACGAGGCCGAGAAGUACGGCGAGCACCACAAGGGCGAGAAGGGCCACAAGGGAGCCAAGUACGGCGAGAAGGGUGGACACAAGAAGGGGCACAAGACCAAAGGCUACCACAACAAGUUCCACAAGGACGAGUACCACAAGGAGCACAAGUUCUACGACGACUUCCACAAGGGCGGCCACCACAAGAAGCACGGUGACUUCCACGGCCACCACGAGAAGAAGGAGGGCCACCACAAGAAGGGCGGCCACCACAAGUCGGGCUACGUCGAGGACCACAAGGGCAAGAAGGGCCACGUGGACAAGGGCCACUACGACGACGAGCACAAGGGCGUCAAGGGCUCCAAGGGCCACGAGGAGCACCACGCGCACAAGGAGCAGUACGGCAAGAAGGGCGGCAAGGAGGGCGGCAAGAAGUGGGGCUACAAGAAGGGCCACCACUGAGUGCGUCGCGCGGAGCCAGGGGAGCCCACCCAGCCGACAGUGACAACGCCGGACCAGGACAGUGCGAACCUGCCACCCAGCCCCGCGCCCAAACGUGUCUCACUUCCGGGCACACACGCCUUUGUUAGUUUCCAGUU
This is a messenger RNA of Frankliniella occidentalis (western flower thrips), 988 nucleotides long. RefSeq names its product histidine-rich glycoprotein-like. NCBI's taxonomy places the organism in Eukaryota, Metazoa, Arthropoda, Insecta, Thysanoptera, Thripidae. The coding region runs from base 42 to 851 and encodes 269 amino acids. The transcript is spliced from 2 exons. The record is from RefSeq and is a predicted model, not a curated record.